UUGUUCCACAUUGACAUUUGUGACAUUAUGGUGUGAAUAUUGAAGGUUGUGACUAAUAAAAAAACCAAAAUCUUUAAUUAUCCGGAAGAAAUUGCAACUGCUACUUAAUGAAUUUCCUUUGCCGUUAUAAUUAUUACUACUUUUGUAGCAUUUUAAGUAAAAUACACCCAACAGCAAUGAACUACUGUAUAUGAUAAGUAACGUUGAUUACUAAUCCUUAUAAGACGAAUAUUGUAGGGCGUUUACAAUUAUGUCUCAACGUAAUAAAUAUGAAAAUAAAAAUAGUGGAUUACUUACAAAAGAAGAAAAUGAACAAGUAUUUGGGCUACUUGGAAACCGCUGUCAGUCUUUGGCAACAACUGUUAUUCAACUUUUUCUUACUCAACCACCGCACCACAUGCAGUGGAUUAAAAGGGACACAGGAGUUUUAUGCUUCGUUAGGGACAAUGUGAGAAAAAACUUCUUUUUUAGAUUAUACUGCUUAAGGCGAAAUAAUAUGGUGUGGGAACAAGAAAUGUAUGAUAAUAUGGAAUAUAUAGCAGCAUGUCCAUUUUUUCAUACAUUUGAGGGUGAGGAAUGCAUUGUAGCAUUUAAUUUUGCUAAUACAUUAGAAGCUAAAGAAUUAAAAGGUAUUGUAGAAACAAGAAUUCAAACAAAAAGGAAAAAGCUAGAAGAGAAAAGAUUAAAGAAUUUCAUGCAGGACAAUAGUGAUCAACCAAGAUUGCCAACAAGCAAUGAUUUAUCAUUUUACAAAAAAACUGUUGAUCCUGCUGAAAGAAAAGCAAAACGAAGAAGAAAUAUUACCAAGGCUGAUAUUGGUAAUCCAUCUGAGUUUCGGCAUAUUUCACAUGUUGGGUGGGACCCAGAUAAAGGGUUUGACAUUACGGGUAAUGACCCACAUUUAACUGAAUUCUUUCGAAAGGCUGGUGUCUCAGAAGAACACCUCAAGGAUAAGAAUACACGUGAAUUUAUUUAUGAUUUUAUAAAUCAAAACAGAGCUGCAUAUCAAGAGGAAGUUAGUUCUGUUCCUCCUGUGCCUGCUCCAUCCACGGGACCGCCUGUUCCCCCACGAACUGCACCAAGAACUCCCCACAGUAGGGUUGCACCACCCCCACCUCCUCCUGCUCAGCAACAACUCAAACCUCCUAUGGUAGUAAGAAAUAAUAAUUCACAAGAUACUUCAUUGCCUUGUCCACCAAACAUAACAGCUCCAGCACCACCACCGCCCCCGCCCCCACCUCCUCCCAUGAACAUUGAAGUUAUUUCUCCACCACCUCCUCCUAUGCCUACCAAUAAUGCAGCACCCGCUCCUCCACCUACACCCGCACCCCCACCUGCACCCGUACUACCUCCUGUACCUGCUGCACCAGAUUCUCAUGCAGCCCUUUUGGCCAGCAUACGAGAAGGCACAACGUUAAAGUCUGUGGAGCUAAGGAAAGAAGUUGAAGAGGACAGCUCAGCUCGAGAUGCAAGAGGUGACUUGAUGCACGAAAUAAGAAAAGGCUUCCAGUUAAAACCAGCAUCUGAACGAGAGAUCAAGGCUGCACCUUCAGUAUCACAGGAGCAGCCUUCAGGUGAUUUGGCUAGUGCACUUGCAAGAGCAUUAGCUGCUCGUAGCAAAGUCAUUCACUCUGAGGAUGAGAGCACCUCUGAUACCGAUUCGAAUUAUGAUGAAUGGGAUGAUUAAAGAAAUAUAUUUAUUUUUAAUAAAAAACAGUGUUUUAUUAUU
Molecule: messenger RNA, 1729 nt
Organism: Agrilus planipennis (emerald ash borer)
Lineage: Eukaryota; Metazoa; Arthropoda; Insecta; Coleoptera; Buprestidae
Product: neural Wiskott-Aldrich syndrome protein-like
Exons: 10
Coding region: 251-1687 (478 amino acids)
Biological process (GO): actin filament organization
Molecular function (GO): actin binding
Source: RefSeq, a predicted model, not a curated record